AUGGCCGCGGGCGGCGGCGGCACGAAUGCGCCGCUCUGCAGCAACGAGCGCGGGCCGCGGGCCGCUCAGCACGACGGCAUGAGGAGGGAUGGCGGCGGGGACCCGUACUGGUCCAGGCCCGAGUCCCGUGUGUGGACGGUGAUGCUGCUGCUGGGGACGUGUCUGCUGUACUGUGCCCGUGUCACUGUGCCCAUCUGCGCCGUCGCCCUCAGCACCCGCUUCGACUGGGACAAGAAGCAGUCUGGCAUCGUGCUCAGCAGCUUCUUCUGGGGCUACUGCUUGACACAGAUUAUUGGAGGACAUAUCAGUGAUCAAAUAGGGGGUGAGAAAGUCCUUCUCCUCUCAGCAUCAGCCUGGGGGUUCCUCACAGUCCUCACCCCGCUGCUCACCCACAUCACUUCUGCUCACCUCGUUUUUAUGACCUUCUCCAGGUUCCUCAUGGGGCUGCUGCAAGGGGUGUAUUUCCCAUCCCUGGCCAGCCUGCUGUCCCAGAAGGUGCGGGAGAGCGAACGAGCCUUCACCUACAGCACAGUGGGGACAGGCUCACAGUUUGGGACACUGGUGAUUGGUGUUGCAGGAUCUCUUCUUCUGGACUGGUAUGGCUGGGAGAGCGUUUUCUACUUCUCUGGCUUGCUGACUUUGCUCUGGGUUCACUGCACCUGCAAAUACCUCCUGAGUGAGAAAGAACUCAUCAUCCCCAUAGACUAUUUGAUGAGAGGCCUCUCCAUACCCAAGCAGACCAAAGUUCCCUGGAAGCAGCUGUUUAAGAAGGCACCGAUCUGGGCUGUCAUCAUCGCUCAGCUUUCUACAACCAGCACCUUCUUCACUCUCCUCUCCUGGCUGCCAACUUUCUUUAAGGAAAGUUUUCCUGAGUCAAAGGGUUGGGUGUUUAAUGUGGUGCCCUGGCUGGUUGCAAUUCCAACAAGCUUGUUCAGUGGAUUUCUGUCUGAUCAUUUAAUCAACCAGGGGUACAAAACCAUCACUAUUCGUAAGUUCAUGCAGGUCAUUGGCUCGGGUGUCUCGAGCAUCUUUGCUUUGUGCCUGGGCUACACCUCCAGUUUCUGCAAAGCAAUAGUGUUUGCCUCUGCCUCUAUUGGACUUCAGACCUUUAACCACAGUGGCAUCUCAGUAAACGUGCAGGACCUGGCCCCCUCGUGUGCUGGCUUGCUGUUUGGUGUUGGGAAUACAGGUGGAGCCCUGCUAGGUGUCAUUUGUGUGUACUUGGCUGGCUACCUGACUGAAACCACUGGCUCCUGGAUCUCUGUUUUCAGCUUGGUGGCUGCUGUUAACAGCAUUGGCCUCUGUGCAUUCCUCCUGUUUGGAGAGGCUCAGAGGGUGGACACAGACUCUGUGUACAUGGACCUGUAGAGCGAGCCCAGCAAGCAGCUGAGUGACAGGAGAAUGUCACCUCUCUGUGUCAUUUUUGCACAAGUGCCAAAGAACUUUUGUUUUUUACGGUAUUUAAACAGGAAAAAAAAAUAUACUGAGACCAAGUGCUUAAUGGGUCUGGAGAAAAGAAGUUUAGGGUUCAUUUUUUUGCUCAGGGCAUAGCUAAUGGCCUGCAGAGCCAGCCAGCUCAAUACCUCCAGUGAGGGUACGGCCUGUGGGACCAGUUUGCCCCAGUUUGUGUCAAGUGGACAAGUAUCCAUGUGGCCAAAGCAGCUUUACCUGGCUCAUCUCUGGGAGCUGCUGUGGUUUGCACCCUCAGCCCAGGAGCAGUUGCUGCUGAGGGCACAUCCUUCACUGGUGUCCCCCAGGAGGGUGGGCAGCUCUCUGGCUGCCACCACACAUGGAUCCCCUCAGCUACAGGAGAGGAAGAAGCCCAGUGAAUGUACCUCUGACCUUCACCCUCCCUCGUGUGCCUUCAGCUUGCAGUCUGCUCAACACAGCCAAGGCAGGUAUGCAAGAGAACAGGCUGUGAGAUGGAUUCAAGGGCUUCUGGCUGGAUGUCUACUGUGUGUCCAGGGGCAUGAGGAUGCAUCAGUUCUGCCUUCCCCAUGUUUAAGCUGAGCAGGAGGCUGCAGAGCAGAGUGCUGACAUCAGCUGAGCCCAUCUUUGCCUAAGGGAUCCCUCCUAGACUACCUCCAAUGUGAAAGCAGGGGAAAGCUGCCUUCAGCAUCAGCAUGGUCAGGCUCAGCUGGGCUCAUGGCAUAGGUGCAGCUGAGGAAGCCCCUGGGAGCUGUGUGCCACGUGCUGUGAAUGAUCAGGAAGACAAGGUCACGUCCUGUGCUCUGGAUCUACACUCCCAAAUGCUCUCUGCUCGGCUGGAUGUGUCCUCCACGAGCUCACCAAGGGGCACAGGAGACUUCCCAAAUAGCCCACAAUGGGCAGGUUGUGUUUCUACAUUAGACAUGAAGACAUCUCUGCCUUGUACUGGAUGUAGAUCCCCAGGGUUCCCUGUGUCAGAUACUUGACUGUACCCUCCUCUGAGCCUGAAUGUCUUAAGUUAUUCACAAAUAUCUUUAAACUGAAGUACCAAAUGCUAUAUUUUGUGUAUUUGAGGCCUGGUGCUGUGUGCUUGUUUUGAGUGCUACUCCCUCAAAGGGGAGGUUUUACCAGUCUACAGUG
Molecule: messenger RNA, 2568 nt
Organism: Colius striatus (speckled mousebird)
Lineage: Eukaryota; Metazoa; Chordata; Aves; Coliiformes; Coliidae
Gene: SLC17A9
Product: solute carrier family 17 member 9
Exons: 13
Coding region: 1-1368 (455 amino acids)
Biological process (GO): transmembrane transport
Cellular component (GO): membrane
Molecular function (GO): transmembrane transporter activity
Source: RefSeq, a predicted model, not a curated record